AUGCAGCUGAGACCGGCGCUGCAGGCCGUCCUGCUGGCCCUGCUGCUGGGGGCGCUCCGUGGCGCUACGGGUCGCCUGCUAAGUGGGCAGCCCGUCUGCCGGGGAGGAACACAGAGGCCUUGUUAUAAAAUCAUUUACUUCCAUGAUGCUUCUCAAAGACUGACCUUUGAGGAAGCCAGAGCAGCCUGCAGGAGGGAUGGAGGUCAGCUAGUCAGCAUCGAGUCUGAAGGUGAACAGAGGCUGAUAGAAAAGCUCAUCGAAAACCUUCUGGCAUCUGAUGGCGAUUUCUGGAUUGGGCUCAGGAGGCAUGAGGAGAAACAAAGCAACAGCACAGCCUGCCAGAACCUUUACACUUGGACCGAUGGCAGCAUAUCAGCAUUCAGGAACUGGUACGUGGAUGAGCCCUCCUGUGGCAGCGAGGUCUGCGUGGUCAUGUACCAUCAGCCAUCAGCACCCGCCGGCAUCGGGGGCCCCUAUAUGUUCCAGUGGAAUGAUGACCGAUGCAACAUGAAGAACAAUUUCAUUUGCAAAUAUUCUGAUGAGGAACCAACAGCUCCUUCUAUGGGGCCAGGAGGUGAAAGAACAGAGCCAGCCAUACCCAUACUUCCAGAAGACACAGAGAAAGAAGAUGCCACAGAAACCUUUAAAGACAACAAAGAGGCUGCGUGGAAUCUUGCCUACAUCCUAGCCCCCUGUGUUCCCCUUCUCCUCCUCCUUGUGGUCACCACAGUUGUAUGUUGGGUUUGGCUCUGGAGGAGAAGGAAACGGGAGCAGCCCGGCCCCAGUGCAAAGGAGCAGCACACCAUUUGGCCGUCUCCUCACCAAGGAAAUAGCCCGGAUCUAGAGGUUUACAACAUCAUACGAAAACAAAGCGAAGCUGAUUUAGCCGAGACCCGGCCAGACCUGAAGAACAUUUCAUUCCGAGUGUGUUCGGGAGAAGUCACUCCCGAUGACAUGUCUUGUGACUAUGACAACAUAGCUGUGAACCCAUCGGAAAGCGGAUUCGUCACUCUAUCAAGCAUAGAGAGUGGGUUCGUGACCAAUGACAUUUACGAGUUCUCUCUCAACCGAAUGGGGAGGAGCAAGGAAUCUGGAUGGGUGGAAAAUGAAAUAUAUGGUUAUUAGGACACAUGAAACACACCUAAACUUACAAGAAUGGGAAAGGA
Pteronotus mesoamericanus is the source of this 1166-nucleotide messenger RNA. It is a transcript of the gene LAYN, whose product is annotated as layilin. The transcript is spliced from 7 exons. NCBI's taxonomy places the organism in Eukaryota, Metazoa, Chordata, Mammalia, Chiroptera, Mormoopidae. The record is from RefSeq and is a predicted model, not a curated record. The coding region runs from base 1 to 1125 and encodes 374 amino acids. Gene Ontology annotation, molecular function: hyaluronic acid binding.